Molecule: messenger RNA, 605 nt
Organism: Thlaspi arvense
Lineage: Eukaryota; Viridiplantae; Streptophyta; Magnoliopsida; Brassicales; Brassicaceae
Source: the annotation of a GenBank genome assembly
UAUAUAUGUCUCUGAGUCCGAGAGACCCUCUUGUGCUAGGAAGAGUUGUAGGAGAUGUUGUUGAUCAUUUCACGAGAUCGAUAUCUCUUAGGGUUACUUAUUGCCAAAGACAGGUUACUAAUGGAUUGGAUCUAAGGUCUUCCCAAGUUCUGAACAAACCAACGGUCGAGAUCGGAGGAGAUGACCUCAGAAAUUUCUACACUUUGGUUCGUCUUCUAUCCGAUAUCUUCAAUACUCCUUUCCCAUUUUUUUAUACAAACAUUGAUUUGCCAAAAGAGCACGUUAUGGUGGAUCCUGAUGUGCCAAGUCCAAGCAACCCUCACCUCCGAGAAUAUCUCCAUUGGUUGGUGACUGAUAUACCCGCCACAACUGGAACGGCCUUUGGCAACGAGAUGGUGUGCUAUGAGAAUCCACGUCCCACCUCAGGAAUUCACCGAGUCGUGCUGAUAUUGUUCCGACAACUCGGAAGACAAACGGUUUAUGCACCAGAGUGGCGCCAACGGUUCAACACUCGUGAGUUCGCUGAGAACUACAAUCUUGGUCUCCCUGUGGCUGCCGUUUUCUUCAACUGUCAGAAGGAGAAUGGCUGCGGAGGAAGAAGAACG